Messenger RNA from Penicillium longicatenatum, 6021 nucleotides. RefSeq names its product Polyadenylate-binding protein/Hyperplastic disc protein. Gene Ontology annotation, molecular function: ubiquitin protein ligase activity; protein binding; RNA binding. The coding region runs from base 1 to 6021 and encodes 2006 amino acids. The transcript is spliced from 5 exons. Gene Ontology annotation, biological process: ubiquitin-dependent protein catabolic process; protein polyubiquitination. Lineage: Eukaryota; Fungi; Ascomycota; Eurotiomycetes; Eurotiales; Aspergillaceae. The record is from RefSeq and is a predicted model, not a curated record.
AUGUUUCAGUCCUUUACCGGAAGCUCUCGUCGUCCACGGCAGGUGAAUCUAAGUGGCCGCACCAACAAUCCUUUCGCUGCAUUCCCCGGAAAUUCUCCUUCCCGACAGGCUCCGCAUGCCUCGAACCCACAAAGUGCUGUUGCCAUUGCACAGCAAGAGCGGAUGCAAAGACAGCGGGACAGAGAUAAACAGAAUGCAGUCCGGGUCAUCCAGCGAGUGUGGCGGGGCCACAGCAGCAGGAGGACUACACAUAAUGCGUGGAGAUCGGAGUGGGAUACCAACGAGCGGGCUAUGGCAGAUGCCAUGGGUGUCGCUUUUGUAGCUGAAGGUGGCUCGGAGAAUUUGGCAUUCUCCUCACGUCGCCCUGCACCGUAUGCCACAGCAGAUCAAUGUCUGGGCCAGCUUCGGCUUCUGGUCCAGUUUAUAUCAGCGAGGAGGCAGGAUGAUGUCUCGCGACUGGUAUAUUUUGUCGAUGCAUUCGAACAGACCUUGCGAACUUUACCUACGAUUGCUACUGAAGGCGAAUGGACUAAGCUCCUCAAACGACUGGCUCUAGCUGUGCUGCGUGCGUUGAACUCUGCAUCGACUUCUAGUGGUCCUUCCACUGCUAUCGAGCCUUUACUCCGAGGAGCGGUUUUCCUCGCCGAACUGAUCCCUAAGCAAAUGGCUGUUAGUGCCGAUAGCUAUUACGAUGCUAUGGCUUUCUUGACAAUCAAUCUGUCAAAUACGGAUUCGUCCGUCUCACAAAGGUUUACUCUCAGUCAUAAAAGUAUUAAGGACGCUGUCCUGGCUCUUUUAAGGCCCAUUACUUCGGAAACCAUGUCGGCAUACGAAUCCUUUGCUACCUCGUUUCUCACCAUACCAGACCUUGAGAGAUAUUUGGGGAAGCUGGAUGAUUUGGCCAACCAGAUUAACUAUCGCAUGCUUGCACUAGCUGUUUCGUCUAGGCUCAAAUCAACUGCCAAGGGUUCUCGCACCUUGGAUGACAUGCAGGCUCGCACUUGGUUGUUUUCAUACUUGAUCUUCUUUCAUCGAUAUGCUUUGGGUAGCGAUGCCCAUGUUCGACCACCGGAGCUGGAGUUUGUGAGUGUGAUUUCUGAUCUGCUCACAUCCACGGCGACUUAUCUCAUGCAAGGCCUGGAGGCGGAAGAUCCAAGUGAAUUGGACUCGUCAACAGGCGUGCGACCAUUACACCCGUUCAUCAAGGAGCAACUCACGGGCCUUGUGAACCAAAGUAGCGUUACUGGACUUCUUUCUCCUAUUCGAUCAUCCCGUUUGACACAGUCCGAAAUGACGAGCAGCGAGUCUGAUGCAUCAAAGGAAGCCCAGGUUCUUGCUACAUACGCAUUGAAUUUGCUGAGGAUCUUCCCUCGCCGGGGAGAUGAUAUUCGAAUGUGGCUGUAUCUGGGCUCGGCUCCGUCAGGGCAGCACAUGUCCGGCCAACCGGAUGCAAAGGUGCCUGCGAUCAAAUAUUUCUGGCAAGCAUCUAGAUCCAGUCGCGUCUUUCAAGUAAUUAGCAGUGACUCCACCAAAGUGCUUCCGUUACUGCAAUCAUACGAGGACACCAAAGAGCCUGCCCAGCUAUCCCAGAACCAUCGGGAUCAAGAGUGGACUACCAUACUCCUUUUCCUUGAACUUUAUACAUUUGUUUUGAAAGUCAUGGAUGACGACGAGUUCUUCUCUAGCACAUCUUCCUUCACAUCUUCAGAUGAUGACAAAAUUUCAUGGACAAGGGAGAGUGCCUUACCUUUGGAAGAUGUCAAGGACAUGACAGUUUUUCUCAAAAACUUGGCGUUCACUCUUUACUGGAAUGCUGUCGAUUUGAGUGAGCCAGAGCUUCGACCCACUGCAGUCAGCUUGAGCAGUUACUUCAGCAACACUGGUCAAACCUCUAAUUCUAAUCCUUUCCCGAGCACAAAGGAACUGGAAGCAAAAAGCCAAACGACCUACCUCCCCGGCGUCACUGGAAUUCCGCUUGAGUACUUCAAAGGGCUGGUAACAGGCUUGCUUCGGAUGUUACAUGAACGAGAUUCUCGUCGAAAAUUCCUACCCAAGGACCAUUGGCUUAUGACCAGUCGCUUCGACAUGGAAGGGUUCAUAUCCUCUGUUGUCGCGGAAGAAGAGAAAAGGCACGAAUUUCAAACACAGGCCGAUGAUUCGGAGGACGUUGAUCUUGUGAACGAGGAGACUGAUCGAUCCAACGAGCCAUCCGGGUUGGCAGGAACUGGUCGUGCUCAGCAGAACAUUCGAUUUGAAGCAUUGAGAAGAAACCAGCAGCGAGCUGCUCGUGGACGAAUUCUGGCGGCUAUUGCACCCAGGCUAGAGAUUCUUCGAAACAUGCCGUUCUUCAUUCCCUUCGCCACCAGAGUCCAAAUAUUCCGUGAAUUUAUCCACCAUGACCAAUAUCGCCGCCGAAAUGGAUUUGUGGAACCUGAUGCUUGGCGCGUAUCCGUCGCCCAGAUUGCAAUGAUAAAUGGUCAUCAGCAAGGUGUGCAGGACGUUCUUGCCCGACAUCAGGCAGAGAUUCGACGAGAGCAUAUCUUUGAUGAUGCAUUGGGCCAAUUUUACCAAUUGGGUGACGGUCUGAAAGAACCGAUCCAAAUCAGUUUCAUUGACCGUUUCGGAUCCAUGGAAGCGGGUAUUGAUGGUGGUGGCGUUACAAAGGAGUUUCUGACCAGCAUCACGAGUGAAGCAUUCAAGACCGAGGAUGGCUUCAACAUGUUUGCAGAGAACGAUCAGCAUCUUUUGUAUCCCAAUCCCACCGCUGUUGAACAGUGUAAAGAACUGAUGCGAGAGAACCAGGUGACGGAGCAGAGCGCGGAAUGGACAGGAAACAUCCGAGAGCUGCUCCGCCGAUACGAGUUCCUUGGACGUAUCAUUGGUAAAUGUCUGUAUGAAGGAAUCCUUGUUGACGUUAAUUUUGCGCCUUUCUUCCUCCUGAAAUGGGCGUUGACUGGUGGCAGUGGAUCUGCCUUGAAAGAGUCCUCCUACCGGGCCAAUAUCAAUGAUUUGAAGGACCUUGAUGCAGGCCUGUACCAGGGUCUGUUGAAACUUAAGAACUACUCUGGCGAAGUUGAGGACUUCGCUCUCGACUUUACCGUCACUGAUACCAUUCCGAUGCCGGGAUCAAACGAUCGUAUGGUCACAAAAGAGCUGAGACCGGAUGGCUCGAACAUUCCUGUCACGAACCAAAAUCGCUUGGUUUACAUCUCCUAUAUCGCACGAUACCGCCUACAGGCGCAACCAGCGCAGCAAACCAACGCCUUCCUUCAAGGAUUAGGACAGAUCAUCCAACCCUCUUGGCUGUCUAUGUUCAACCAGUCUGAACUGCAGACUCUAGUCAGUGGGGAGACAGGUGACAUCGACGUGGAAGAUCUGCGACGCAACACGCAGUAUGGCGGAGUAUAUGUCAUCGGUGAUGAUAACCAGGAGCACCCGACCAUUCAAUUAUUCUGGAAGGUGCUGCACGAGAUGAACACCGACGAAAAGCAGAAGGUGUUGCGGUUUGUGACAUCUACUCCCCGAGCUCCGCUGCUUGGAUUCAGCCAUCUCCACCCGCGAUUCAGUAUCCGAGACUCAAGUGAUGACCAGGAGCGAUUGCCAAGUACAAGUACGUGUGUGAACUUGCUGAAGUUGCCACGGUACUCGAAUGCUGAGAGGCUCCGAACAAAGCUGUUAUAUGCGAAAACCCUCGAAAAUUCAAAUCCCUAUCUUAUCUCCCCCUCCAUUGUGCGGUGUGUCGAACUUCUUUCACCCGUUCUUCCAGUAAAAAAGAAAAUCAGUCAACAUGUCUGCCGAAGCCACUACUACCCCCCUGUCGCUGACAGCAAUGCCAACGGCACCACCCCCGAGGCUAACGGUGCUCCCGCCGCUGCCGCCGCCGUCGAGACCGCCGGCGAGGGUGCCAAUGCUCAGCCUCACUCCGCUUCGCUCUACGUUGGUGAGCUCGACCCCUCUGUGACUGAGGCUAUGCUCUACGAGCUGUUCUCUUCCAUUGGCCAGGUUGCCUCCAUCCGUGUCUGCCGUGACGCCGUCACUCGCCGUUCGCUCGGUUAUGCCUACGUCAACUACAACAACACCGCCGAUGGUGAGCGUGCUCUGGAGGACCUGAACUACACCCUGAUCAAGGGCAAGCCCUGCCGUAUCAUGUGGUCCCAGCGUGACCCUGCUCUGCGCAAGACUGGCCAGGGCAACGUUUUCAUCAAGAACCUGGACAACGCCAUUGACAACAAGGCCCUGCACGACACCUUUGCUGCCUUCGGUAACAUUCUGUCCUGCAAGGUCGCCCAGGAUGAGUUCGCCAACUCCAAGGGUUACGGUUUCGUCCACUACGAGACCGCCGAGGCUGCCAACAACGCCAUCAAGCACGUUAACGGCAUGCUUCUGAACGACAAGAAGGUCUUCGUCGGCCACCACAUCUCCAAGAAGGACCGCCAGAGCAAGUUCGAGGAGAUGAAGGCCAACUUCACCAACAUCUACGUCAAGAACCUUGACACCGAGAUCCCUGAUGAGGAGUUCCGCAUCAUGUUCGAGAAGUUCGGUGAGAUCACCUCCGCCACCCUCAGCCACGACCAGGACGGCAAGAGCCGUGGUUUCGGUUUCGUCAACUACUCCACCCACGAGGCUGCGCAGGCCGCCGUCGACGAGAUGAACGAGAAGGACAUCAAGAGCCAGAAGCUCUACGUUGGUCGUGCCCAGAAGAAGCACGAGCGUGAGGAGGAGCUCCGCAAGCAGUACGAGGCCGCCCGUCUUGAGAAGGCCUCCAAGUACCAGGGUGUCAACCUCUACGUCAAGAACCUGACUGAUGAUGUUGAUGACGAGAAGCUCCGCGAGCUCUUCGCCUCCUACGGAACCAUCACCUCUGCCAAGGUCAUGCGCGACAGCCUGACCGACCGCUCUCCCAGCCCCGACUCCGAGGAGAAGGAGGCCGAUCAGGAGACCGAGGCCAAGGAGGAGAAGACCGAGGAGAAGAAGGAGGAGACUGAAGAGAAGACUGAGGAGAAGUCUGAGGAGAAGACUAAGGAAACUGAGGAGGAGGGCGAGAAGGGCGAGAAGAAGCUCCUUGGCAAGAGCAAGGGCUUCGGUUUCGUCUGCUUCAGCAGCCCCGAUGAGGCCUCCAAGGCUGUCACUGAGAUGAACCAGCGCAUGGUCAACGGAAAGCCCCUUUACGUCGCCCUCGCCCAGCGCAAGGAUGUCCGCCGCAGCCAGCUCGAGGCCAGCAUCCAGGCCCGCAACACCAUCCGUCAGCAGCAGGCUGCUGCUGCCGCUGGUAUGCCCCAGCCUUACAUGCAGCCCGCUGCCGUCUACUACGGCCCCGGCCAGCAGGGCUUCAUUCCCGGUGCUCAGCGUGGUGGUAUGCCCUUCCCUCCCCAGCCCGGCAUGGUUAUGGGAAUCCCUGGUGGACGUCCCGGCCAGUACCCUGCUGGUUUCCCCGGUCAGCAGGGUGGCCGCGGUAUGGCUCCUCCCCCUAACUUCCAGGGUAUGCCCAUGGGUAUGCAAGUUCCCGGCGGUGUUCCCAACGGUAUGGGUUACCCCAUGCAGGGCCAGUUCGGUCGUGGCGCGGGUGGCCGUGGUCAGGUCCCCGGAAUGCCCAUGGGUAACAUGCGUGGUGGUGCUGGCUUUGGCCGUGGUGGUCCUCAGAUGGGUCGUGGCCGUGGUCAGCCCGCUCCUGCCGGUCAGCCCGCCCAAGAGGCCUCUAACGCCUCCGGUAUCAACCACCAGGUCUUCGCCGCUGCUCCCCCUAACCAGCAGAAGCAGAUGCUUGGUGAGGCUCUCUACCCCAAGAUCCAGGCCCAGCAGCCAGAGCUUGCUGGUAAGAUCACUGGUAUGCUCUUGGAGAUGGAUAACACUGAGCUCCUUGGACUGCUCGACGAGGAGGAUGCUCUUCGCGCCAAGGUCGAUGAGGCCAUUAACGUCUAUGAUGAGUAUAUGAAGAACAAGGGUACCGAGGGUGAGUCGGCUGCCGAGACCAAGCCCCAGGAGGCCCCCAAGGAGGCUUCCUCGGAGGAGAACAAGUCCUAA